Molecule: messenger RNA, 1846 nt
Organism: Salpingoeca rosetta
Lineage: Eukaryota; Choanoflagellata; Craspedida; Salpingoecidae
Exons: 8
Coding region: 63-1649 (528 amino acids)
Molecular function (GO): GTP binding
Source: RefSeq, a predicted model, not a curated record
AGACAGACAGACAGACACACACACCUACCUGUCUGUUGCUGGCAAUGGCUUGAAAGUGGCACAUGCGAAAAAGAAAAAGACGAAGAAGAAAGAAGCGAAAGCGUCCGGAAAAGACACACAAGCACACCACACACAAGACAAGGGAGAUGCGUGGGUUGGUGCUGGCGAGGUUGAGGCUGGCAGGGCCAGUUGUGGGGACUGGGCGAGGGGCGCAGCAGCGCCAAGUGCAGUGGUUGCUGCGACAAGGCCGGCAAGUGCACGUUUGCGCGGCUGCGCUACGCGACAUCGACGUGUCGGCGUUUGCAGAGUGGAUCGGCAAGACAAAGGCCGUGUCGGCAUCUGCCACCGUCAACCCACAGCACAAGUCCGCACGUCACCCCAGUCUAAGGAGAGGCGACCCAAAGGCAGGAAGCGCACCAACCGUUACACAACAGCAACAAGGACAGCAGCAGCGCUCACCGGCGGCGCAGCCUUUGGCGCCAGCAUCUACGACACGCGGGCUCUUUGGACCUGCGGAGCUUGGAGUGGUCGGCAACAAGCCUGUGGUCACCGCGUCGACCUCCGAUCAAAGCAUCAGCAAGCGCAAGCAGUUUCGCAGCAUCUACGUGCCUCCAAGCAUCCUUAAUGCCCUUGACGCACUCGAGAUUGGCUGGAGGCGUGGACGGAGACGGCCAGCGCUGGUGAAGCAGGACGACUGGCAGCAUGUUCGCGAGGAAACACCUGUGUGGCGUCGCAAGCUUGCCUUCCUCGGUGCUGCCAAGCUCCCCCAGUCGUUCAUACCAGCCCAUGACGGCGUUAAGGAAGUGUGCUUCAUCGGCCGGUCAAAUGUGGGCAAGUCGUCCGUGAUUAACGCCCUGGGCCGCUCAAAUCCAGCCCGCACAGAGGACAAGCCAGGCGUCACCAAGACAGUCAACUUCUACGCGCUGGAGAAGUCGAGUGUGAAUGUGGUUGAUCUCCCAGGCUACGGGUUUGCAUUCGCAAAGACGGACAAUCAAAACGAGUGGCAGCAGACAGUGGAGGACUAUCUAUCGCAGCGGGCGAAUCUGCGCCGAAUUUUCGUGCUUCUUGACGCGCGUCACGGUCUCAAGCGCAUCGAUAUCGACUUUCUCCACCGCCUGCAGGCGACGACAGCUGUUCCGUUCCAGCUCGUCUUGACAAAGUGCGACCUCGUCCCCAUGGAUGACAUUGGGCGCCGCCUCAUCCUCCUCCAACAGACCCUCGUGGAGCUUCCUGGCGCCAUCAAGGACGUCAUAACUGUGUCUGCGACAAGCGGUGCGGGCAUGCGCGUGCUGCGGCGUGAAGUCAUGGCAGCCACCAGCCUCAGGAGUGGACGAGUAACGGGUGCCAAGACUGCUUCAAGCACCAAAGACAGCAGCAGCAGCAGAGGCAGUGGCGGUGACAACCACCGGCGACAGGACGCAGCACAUGCCGGCAAGCCCAUGGGUUCUCCAACCAUCACGUCAGCGACAGCAAUGCGAACCGAGGGUGAGGCAUUCACCACGUACUUCCGGAGCGGCAAUGGCGGCGGCGGCGGCGGCGGCAAGCGGGCGAAGCAGCCGCGCUCACCCUCAGGACUACUGCAGCAGGCACAGCAGGCGGCACGCAGGGCACAAGGCAAGCGAGGAGCAUCAAGGCCCGGCCGCAGAUAGCCAGCGUGCAACAGCGUGGAGAGAUUGUGUGUGUGCGUGUGCGUGUGUGCGUGUGCGUGUGUGCGUGUGCGUGGAUGUGCGUGUGUGCGUGUGUGUGUGCGUGUGGAUGUGCGUGUGUGGCGAGGUGUGAACGAAAGCACGGCAUAACAAUGCAACAACAAGUCCUGCAAGCAAGAAUGAACAACACAAGCAGCAAA